Messenger RNA from Carassius gibelio (silver crucian carp), 1968 nucleotides. Its product is annotated as H-2 class I histocompatibility antigen, Q10 alpha chain. Bases 94 to 1764 code for a protein of 556 amino acids. Gene Ontology annotation, biological process: immune response. The record is from RefSeq and is a predicted model, not a curated record. Lineage: Eukaryota; Metazoa; Chordata; Actinopteri; Cypriniformes; Cyprinidae. Gene Ontology annotation, cellular component: external side of plasma membrane. The transcript is spliced from 6 exons. Gene Ontology annotation, molecular function: DNA binding.
AACAGACUGUUUCUGUGUUCGGUUGUUGCGCAGUUGUAUUCAGACUUCAGUAAAUAUCAGGACGGAUUACACAGAAUUAAAAUCUUUCCAGCCAUGGGCACGACUGUCCCGACCUCGAGUUUUGCUCUGCUUUGUGUUUUUCUUCUCUGUGAGCCCUCACUUCAAACAGAGAAACACUCCCUGUAUUACAUUUACACGGCGUUCUCUAAACCUGUCGAGCGGCCGGGCAUCUAUCAGUUCACUGCUAUGGGUCUGCUAGAUGACAGAGAGAUCGACUAUUAUAACAGUGAAGGACAGAGAAAGAUUCCCAAACAGCACUGGAUGAAGGAGAAAAUGCAGGAGGAUUACUGGGAGAAAGGCACCCAGUUCAGAAAGAGCAAAGAACAGUGGUUUAAUGUGAACGUCGACAUUCUGAUGAAACGCAUGAGACACAAUGAAUCUGAUGUUCAUGUUCUUCAGUGGAGAGUUGGUUGUGAAAUUGAGAAACAGGGAGAUGAAGUGAGGUUUUCCAGAGGCAUUAAUGAGUACAGCUACGAUGGAUAUAACUUCCUGUUUUUUGAUGAUAAGGAGUCUCAGUGGGUCGCUCCUGUUGAUGCAGCUCUUCUAACCAAGAGGAGGUGGGAUAAUGUGCCCGUCCUAAACCAGUACACCAAGGGCUACCUGGAGAAAGAGUGUGUGGACUGGCUUAACAAAUUCAGAGAAUAUGGAGAUGAGGAGCUCAGAAACUGCUCUCCUCCAGAUGUUCAUGUGAUUGCAAAAAGUUGCACCAGUUGCAAAACCAAGCUGAAACUUACCUGUUUUGCCACUGGCUUCUACCCCAAAGAUGUGAUGGUGACCAUAAGGAAAUAUCGCUCACACCUGCCUGAAGAGGAGAUUUUAUCCUCAGGAGUCAGACCAAACCAUGAUGGGACCUUCCAGCUGAAGAAGAGUGUGAUUAUCCAGGAGGAUGAAGAUGCAGAAUAUGAUUGUUUUGUGUUUCACAGAACCCUCAAAGAGCCAAUUAUCAUCCCAUGGGAUUUCACGGAGUUGACAACAUUCAGCAAAUUAAGCUCCAGACACACUCUGCAGUUGGAAGAUGGACCUGUGGACAUGACUGUUGCAGAAGAUGAUGUGGGGCCAGAUUUAACAGAACUAUCAAGGCCAAGUUCUCUAUUGCCACCUCAAUGGAGAUCUGCAAUCCCAACACUUUCUACCAUUUCACAAUCGGACAUCUCCACACCACCACUGGCCAGUCAGAGAUUAAAUACUCAAAAAACCCAUUCCAGUGUGCAAGCUCUAAUUAGUGAGGCUCAGCCAAUAAUACAGAAGAGGAGGAGGUCUAAUGAUCCAACUGCAACAGAGAAACAGCUAUUGGACAUUUUAACACAACCAGCCACAAUACCGUCACUAUAUAUUCCCAUACAUGGAGAUGAAAUGUACUACUUUGCUAUUAGUUUAGUACCUAGACUUUCAAGACUACUUCCCCGGAACCAGACAAAAGCACAGAUUAGUAUACUUACUUACCUCUCAGAUCUAGAAGCAGAAGAACAAACCUUGCAACAAAGCCACACUUCAACCCAACCAUUCACAAGCAGUCAGCAACCAAACAGUUCUGGAUUUCAUCAAUACCAGCCAACCCCCACUUACCAUCAAAGCCACACACAUCAAAUCCAGACACAUAACCUAGCCCAAUCAACACCUUCUUCAACAAGGUCUGGCCAACAACAAGGUACAUCUAUGGAAGACCCAUCUUCACCAGUAUAUCACCAUUUUUUUAAUAAAUAAAUUUUGAUUCAGUUUAAUAGCAGUUUUGCAGUUGAACUAGGUUGUAAAUAUUUAUGACUUAAAUUUAAUAAAUUGUAUGUUUUAGUCAUUAUUUUAUAGACAGUUUUUGACAGUUAUAUAAAAGUUUUCAUUCUUCUGUUCCGUUUACAGUUUAUUCUGUUGCCUUUUAAUAAUAAUUUAAUUAAACACAUUUUGGAAAAUAAA